Molecule: messenger RNA, 300 nt
Organism: Rotaria sordida
Lineage: Eukaryota; Metazoa; Rotifera; Eurotatoria; Philodinida; Philodinidae
Source: the annotation of a GenBank genome assembly
AUGGUUCGAGAAAUGCAUACAUGCAACGGCAAUUUUUUUUGCACUCCAUGGUAUCAUUUUGCAUUUUAUGCAUAUCAUACAAAUUAUAAUGGUCAAUAUUCAGGUUCAGCAUUAACAACAAGUUGUUGUUUUAUAUUUCAUUCAAUGUUCUAUUUUUUUCAUCAUUUUGAAUUAUCUGUUAUUGAAGUACAAUUUGUUCAUGUACUUGUUGAUCAAAAUCUUAUAACACAACCAUCUUCACCAACAACUGAAAGAGAAAAUGAAGAAGAAACUUUACCACCACUAACAACAUCUUCUUGA